AUGACGUCGCGCGCCCCGGACUGGCCGCUGUUCUCGGCCGCAGAGCUCGUGGCCCGCGAGCGGCUCCCAGCGGCGCUGCCGCACGUGACGCGCCGCAUCAGCGACUUCCUCGACUCUCUGAGCCGCGCCGGCGUCUUCGCGGCCUCGUGCCGGCGCGGCGACAGCGAGCGCGAGCUGUCCUACUUGUUCCAGCGCGACCCGAGCCCACUGACGCAGACGAUGGUGCGUCACGCGGCUGCGGGCGGCCACGCGCACGUGUUGAAGUGGCUCAAGGAGCACGACGACGGGCUGAACCGCAGCCUCUGGAAGGACUACAACUUCAGCCCCAUGGACGAGGCCGCCAAGACCGGCCAGCUCUGCGUGCUCCAAUGGCUGCACGAGAACGUCGAGGACUGCUACGCCGGCCGCGCCAUGAGCUGGGCGGCCAGCAGCGGCCACCUGGACGCGGUCAAGUGGCUACAUUCCAACCGCCAGGACCUGUGUGUCAACUACGCCAUGGACUUCGCCGCGGCCAAUGGCCACCUGCACGUGGUGCAGUAUCUGCACGACAACCGCCGCGAGGGCUGCACGACGUGGGCCAUGGACGGCGCCGCCACGCACGGCCAUCUACAGGUUGUACAGUGGCUCUACCAGAACCGCAGCGAGGGCUGCACCAAGGCGGCGGUGGACGGCGCGGCAGCCAACGGCCACCUCGAAGUGGUGCAGUAUCUGCUGCAGACCGUCCGCCUCCCGGACGAGAAGCACUGGCUCGGCUGGGCCUUCACUGCCGCGGCGGCGAACGGCCGCGUGGCCGUGGUGGACUGGGUGCAUUCUACCUUUCGCGACAACUUCAGCGACAGCAUGCUCACCUUCGCGCUCUCGGACGCCUCCGACAACGGACACGACGAGAUGAUGCAGUGGCUCAGCUCACAGCUCAAAGAGCGCCGAUGA
Phytophthora sojae is the source of this 930-nucleotide messenger RNA. RefSeq lists its product as hypothetical. The record is from RefSeq and is a predicted model, not a curated record. The transcript has a single exon. Bases 1 to 930 code for a protein of 309 amino acids. Lineage: Eukaryota; Oomycota; Peronosporomycetes; Peronosporales; Peronosporaceae. Gene Ontology annotation, molecular function: protein binding.